AUGAAGAAGUUUUUUCUUUUGUUGAACAUCUUAUCCGUCCACGAAAAUCAAGAGUUUAUCGAAAUCGUGUCGACAAUUUUAAUAAAUGGGACGAAAACGAAUUUUUUCAUCGAUUUAGGUUGACCAAAAGAAGUGCAAAUAUUGUACUCAACCAUAUUGUACCUGAUAUAACAUCUAAAACCAAUUGGAAUCGUGCUGUUGAAAGUAGGGACAAGUUAUUAUUAACACUGCGGUUUUUAGCCACCAAUAAUUUCCUAGUGUCGGCUGGGGACUUUAUUGGAAUCCAUAAAACAACCGCUGGAAGUCAUGUUUGGACGGUUCUACAAGCCUUGGCAAAAUUAAGAGCAUUGUAUAUCCGAAUGCCAUGUACUGCACAAGAAUUAGCAGAUACUAAACAAAAAUUUUAUGAAAUUGCAAGAUUUCCUAAUGUUAUUGGAGCUAUUGACUGUACGCAUGUCAAAAUUGAAUCUCCAGGUGGAAAUGAACCAGAGUUAUUCAGAAACAGAAAAAAUUUUUUUUCAAUGAAUGUUCAGGCUAUAUGUAAUGCAGAGUUAAAAUUUACUAAUGUUGUUGCAAGGUGGCCAGGUUCUGUGCAUGAUGCAAGAAUAUUUGCAAAUUCCAGCAUAAAAAAAAGUUUUGAAGAUGGAAUAUUUGCAAACAGUUUACUUCUUGGUGAUAGCGGAUAUCCUAUUUCUAAUUAUUGUGUAAUACCAAUACAUCAACCUACAACUGAUAGGGAGAAUAUAUACAAUGAGGCACAAAUAAGGACUCGGAACUGUAUAGAGAGGGCAUUUGGAGUUCUAAAGCGCAGAUUUCCCGUUUUAUCAUUGGGUAUUCGCUUAGAUAUUAAGAAAGUUCAAUGCAUUUGUGUGGUAUCUGCAAUACUUCACAAUAUUGCUAUAGACUUUAAUGAGCCAGAACCUCCUCACUUGCCAGAGGAAAUAGAAGCAGCUGUUACAUUUGGUAACGAAGUACCAGUUGAUACUAUAAAUCAAGACAACAAUAUGGGGGUUAUGACAAAUUUAUUAAGAUAUUUUGAAAAUUUAAAUUAAAUGUUGUGGCGUUGCCACUUUUAUUAUCU
Molecule: messenger RNA, 1081 nt
Organism: Colias croceus (clouded yellow)
Lineage: Eukaryota; Metazoa; Arthropoda; Insecta; Lepidoptera; Pieridae
Product: putative nuclease HARBI1
Exons: 3
Coding region: 360-1052 (230 amino acids)
Source: RefSeq, a predicted model, not a curated record